AGCAGAGCCAACAGCUGGAAGGUGGGAAAUAAUUCUGUCAGAAAUGAACUGUUUCCCUGAACUUAGCUGCCAGACCAUGUCUAACAAUCUUAGCAUCAAGGACUAAGAUACUUCACAAUAAUCAUUACCAUUUUGCACAGGAGGUGAGAUCAUCUGGACUCAUCUGUUUUUUGGACCUUUUAAUGCUACAUGAAAGGUGGCUCUCACUGCUGACAAGAGAUGGCAAACUUCUUAGUAUCCAUGGAAUUUUUGAAGCGAGUACCUUUACCCAGCAGUCUCUUGAUCCUCACCCAACUUCUCCUCUUCCUUCAGCUUGGGAAGGCAGACUCAGAGGUCAAAGUGGUAGGGCCUGGGGAGUCCAUGCUGGCCCUCGUUGGGGAAGAGGUGGAGUUCUCAUGCCACUUGUCUCAGUACAUGGAUGUGGAGCACAUGGAAAUCCUCUGGUUCCGGGGCCAGACCUCAGAUGUGGUGCAUCUGUACCAGGAUGGGCAGGAGCUCUUCGGAGGGCAGAUGGUGCAGUUCCAGAACAGGACCAAACUCCUUACAGACGAGAUGGCCAUUGGGAGUGUGAUCCUGCAGCUCCACAAUGUGGUGCCCUCUGACCAGGGUCCAUAUGGGUGUAGCUUCCUCUCCAGCAGCUUCUCUGGAGAAGCCAUCUGGGAGCUGGAGGUAGCAGGGCUGGGUUCAGACCCUCAUAUCUCCCUUGAGGGCUUCAAGGAAGGAGGCAUUCAGCUGAGAUGUAGCUCCAGUGGCUGGUACCCAAAGCCCCAGGCUCUGUGGAGAGGCCAUCAGGGACAGUGCUUGCCUCCAGAGACUGAAGCCAUCGUCCAGGAUGUGCAGGGCCUGUUCCAUCUGGAAACAUCUGUGGUUGUCCAAGGGAGAGCCCACAGGAAUGUGUCCUGCUCCAUCCAGAACCCCCUGCUGAUCCAGAAGAAAGAGUUUGUGGUCCAGAUAGCAGAUGAGUUCUUUCCCGGAGCGUCCCCUUGGAGGAGCGCGUUCCUGGGGACCCUGGCGGCCGCGCUGCUGCUGCUGCUCUUCCUGGCGGCCUUGGCGCGUCUGCAGCGGCGGCACAGAGAAAAGCUGAAGAAUCAGGCAGAGGAGGAGCAAGGAAGGCUGGCUUCGCAGCUACAGACAUUUCAGACCGAGCUGGACUGGAGAAGGGCUGAAGGCCAAGCUGAAUGGAAAGCAGCCCAACAAUAUGCAGUGAAUGUGACCUUGGAUCGGGCCACAGCCCACCCCAACCUUGAGAUCUCCGAGGAUGGCAAGAGUGUGUCCACCCGCCCAGGGCCACCUAGCCCAGUAGCCAGCGAUCCAUGGUUUUCUCAGCAUAAGUGUGUGCUGGGCCGGGAGCAAUUCUCCUCCGGCCGCCACUAUUGGGAGGUGCAUGUGGGUCGCCGCAGCUGCUGGUUCCUAGGCGUAUGCCUGGCAGCAGUGCCACACUCAGGGCCCGCAUGCCUCAGUCCAGCCAGUGGCUACUGGGUGCUGGGUCUGUGGAACUGCGAGUACUUCGCACUGGACCCGCACCGCGUGGCACUCACCCUGCGUGUGCCUCCCCGGCGCGUGGGCCUUCUCCUUGACUGUGAGGCGGGAACACUCUCUUUCUUCAACGUGUCCGAUGGCUCCCACAUCUUCACCUUCAGCGACAGCUUCUCUGGGGCUCUCUGUGCGUAUUUCAGGCCCAGAGCCCAGGAUGGCAGUGAACACCCGGAUCCCCUGACCAUAUGCUCAUUGCCAAUUAAAGACACAUGCACCCUGGAAGACAACAGUGACACCUGGUUACAGCCCUUGACGCUCUCGGAUCCCACCCAGGUCCUGUAGUGAGACCUCUCCUGGACCCAGGCCUGGGACCUGGGCAAGUUGUCAGACAUCUUGGCUAUCCUGCUGCUCAUGGAGGCAACAAAUGUGCUGACCAGAAUGUCACCAAAGCCUAAAGGCUCAGCCUAGCCAAAAGAGGACAGAGUACCUAUAUACAUGUAAUUUUUUUAAAGGGAAAGAGGCAAUUCCAAAGCCCACUCAUGUAUACUGUAGGAUACUGCACAUAAAUAAAAGUAUGUUGAUUGAUGUUGGGGGAAGCAGUGGGAAACGAGAAACAAAGGCAUUAGGAAAAGAGAGGAGAAACAUGGUUGGAUUAGAAGUAUUAGUUGAUUUGUAGUUUCAUGCUUUUUGUACAUAUCUACUAUCUGCAAAAGUUUAGAAGUCAUAGCACCUCACAAACAAUGAGUUCAUCAGUGGCUCAGAUCCUACUUUUAAAAACUAUUUCCUACUAAAAUGAAAUUGGAGAAAUGAUUCCUGAGCUGGGGCAUAGGAAGUAAAAGCCUGUACCAUCCUGUGCUACAAAACAAAACAAAACUGCUCAGAAACUAUCAGCAGAAAGUCUUAAGUUCAGGAGAUCUACUUUAAACCAUGGUGACUAUAGUUAAUGUGUUGUAAACUUCAAAAUCACUGAGAGUAGAGUUUAAAUGUGUUGCCACAAAAAAGUAUGAAGCAGUACAUACAUUUCUUAGCUUGAUUUAGCCAUUCCACAAUGACUGCCUAUAUCAAAACAUCAUGUACAUCACAAAUAUAUUUGUUCAUCAAUUAAAAUAAUAAAUGUAUGUAAGUGUUUUAAAAAUAAAAAUAUGU
This is a messenger RNA of Heterocephalus glaber (naked mole-rat), 2622 nucleotides long. It is a transcript of the gene Btnl9, whose product is annotated as butyrophilin like 9. Gene Ontology annotation, cellular component: external side of plasma membrane. The record is from RefSeq and is a predicted model, not a curated record. Lineage: Eukaryota; Metazoa; Chordata; Mammalia; Rodentia; Bathyergidae. Gene Ontology annotation, biological process: regulation of cytokine production; T cell receptor signaling pathway. Gene Ontology annotation, molecular function: signaling receptor binding.